AUACCGAACCUUAUGCCCUUUACCCUAACCUAACAGGUUCGGUCCUCCCGGCCUAUAUAUGUAAAGGGCCCAUCUUCUAUCCUCUUUGCUCUCGAUCUUUCACAAAAUUCAACAGAUAAGUAGCAGGAUUCUGGAUUACGCUGCUCAAAGUAUAGAAUUAAAGGGAUAAGUAAACGCGAUUGAUAGAAUGGCUGUGGUUGUGGGAGGAAGGACAACAUUGAACCCCAAUGCCCCUCUGUUUAUUCCUGCUGUUUAUCGCCAAGUGGAGGAUUUCUCGCCAGAAUGGUGGCAACUGGUUACAACAUCAGCAUGGUACCGGGACUAUUGGAUCAGCCAGCACCAGGAUGAGGAUGGUUUCUAUGACAAUGCUGAGGAUGACGUCUUUGAUGGCAAUGAUAUUGCCGAUUUGCUUCCAGAUAUCUUUGACCUUGUUGCUGAUGAAGAUCUACCUGGCAUGGAUCUUCAGUUUGAAGAGUUCAUCCAGUCUUGUGAAAUGGAAAGCUCAUCACCUCUUUUGCUGUCUAAUGGUGGAUUUGAGACGGAUGCGGAAACCUUGAUGAAGAAUCUGAGUUUGUUGCAAUUAAGUCCCAAGUCUUCAGCUGAACCAGCAAAAUAUGCUGAGAAGCCAGCCAAGAAUCUGAACCCUAAAAGAGGGCCCCGUUGCAUCCAGCAACCCCGCUGAAAGGGUUUCUGUUAGCCAUGCAUGUUACAAUUUGUCUAGCAUCUAAGUAGCGUUUAACUGUAACAUCUGUAAAGAGCAAGGGUAUAUAACUCUUGUAUCAUUUCUUGUUCGAUCUCAUAUGUUUGCUUCUAGUUAACAAAAAAUUUAAAAAAAUUGUAAAAUUUUAGAAAAAAAUAUAAAAAUAGAGAGAAUUAUCUUUCA
Messenger RNA from Durio zibethinus, 883 nucleotides. RefSeq names its product protein EARLY RESPONSIVE TO DEHYDRATION 15-like. NCBI's taxonomy places the organism in Eukaryota, Viridiplantae, Streptophyta, Magnoliopsida, Malvales, Malvaceae. The record is from RefSeq and is a predicted model, not a curated record.